AUGAAUUCCACCGUUGACCAGCCAUACUCCUGGCUAGGAGUCCGAAUAGACGCCUUCGCAGACCGGAACCUCCUUGCCGCCUCCGUGGGGACGGUGGCGGUCGUUCUACUCGUCUAUCUCUUGAGCGUGCGCAAGGCCACGCGCCUGCCGCUCGUCAACCCGAACAGAACCUUCGAGUUCUCGACCAGCCGCGUGCGCAAGGAAUGGCUCGUCCACGCGAAGCGCAUCAUCGAGGCCGGGCUGCGCCAGUUCCCCGGCCGGCCGUUCAACAUGAUGGCCGCCGACGUGGGCAUGACGACGGUGCUGCCCCCCAGAUUCGCAAAUGAGAUCAGAAAUAAUCCCGAUUUGAGCUUCGUCGAGUUCAUGGCGCAUCUGUUUUUCAGUAACCUGCCCGGCUUCGAACCGACGCGGGAGGGCAUGUUCGAUAAUGACAUAGGAAUCGUCGUGAUACAAAAAUAUUUGACUAGUCUGGCUAGAAUGACUGAACCCCUAUCUGAAGAAGCCGAGUUUGCACUCCAUGAUAUCUACACUGAGAACGAAGACUGGCACAUAGAGAACGUCAAAAACAUCAACCUGCCUUUCGUGGCGCGAUUAUCAUCCCGCAUAUUCCUUGGCGAGGAGCUCUGCCGCAACGAGGAAUGGCUCAAGAUAACCGUCAAUUAUACGGUAGACCUCAUGCGCGCCGCAGAGCAGCUGCGACAGGUCCCGGGCCCAUUCCGACGCCUAGUGCACUGGUUUUUGCCCGAGGCCAAAGGGUUACGCGCCGAGGUCAAGCAGGCCGGCGACAUCAUCCGGCCGGUGCUCGAAAAGCGCCGGCGGGAGAAGGAGCGUCACCGGGAUCAAGGCAAGCCGCCCGUCGACUACUACGACGCCAUUGAAUGGUUCGAGCAGACUGCCAUCGAGAAGGGUCGCCCGUACGACCCUGAGAUCGUGCAGCUGUUCCUUAGCACAGUGGCCAUACAUACCACGAGCGACCUACUGACUGUCACCAUGCUGGACAUUGCGCGCAACCCGGACAUCAUCGAGCCGCUUAGAGAGGAGAUCAGGAGUGUGGUCAAGGACGGCCAGUUACUGAAGAAAGGGCUGGGUGAUAUGAAGCUUAUGGAUAGCGUGAUCAAGGAGAGUUUGAGACUCAAGCCAAUCGGCCUCGUCUCGAUGCGUCGCGUUGCCACGAAGCCCCUCACCCUGUCCGACGGCACGUAUCUGACAAAGGGCACUAAGAUGGCUGUGUCAUCGUACAAGAUGUGGGACGCCGAGACUUACGCGUCGCCCGACACGUGGGAUGGGUACCGGUUUCUGCGCAUGCGCGAGGCAGGGCAGGGCGGUGGCGACGCUGUGAUCACGCCCCACGAGGCGCUGCUCGUCAGCACGAGCGAGCGGCAUCUGGGCUUCGGCCACGGCAAGCACGCGUGUCCGGGGCGAUUUUUCGCCGCGAGCGAGCUCAAGGUCGCUCUUGCGCAUAUUCUGAUGAAGUAUGAUUUCAAGUUGCCCGAGGGUGUCGAGGUCAAGCAUCGCGUCACUGGCGCUAGUUUCUAUGCAGACCCGUUUGCUCAGUUGGCGAUUAGGAGGCGGCCGGGGGCUACGCUUGGGAGCUGA
Xylaria bambusicola is the source of this 1596-nucleotide messenger RNA. Its product is annotated as cytochrome P450. The record is from RefSeq and is a predicted model, not a curated record. The coding region runs from base 1 to 1596 and encodes 531 amino acids. The transcript is spliced from 5 exons. NCBI's taxonomy places the organism in Eukaryota, Fungi, Ascomycota, Sordariomycetes, Xylariales, Xylariaceae. Gene Ontology annotation, molecular function: monooxygenase activity; iron ion binding; heme binding.